UUUUGUUGGCAGCAGUGGGAAUGGAGACAGAGACCGAUAUCAGCUGACAAGGGAGGAAAAAACAUACUUUUGCGGGGUCCAGCGCAGCGGCGGCGACUGCGGUAUUGUUUCUUAGUUUUUCGGUGCUUACGUCAUGCCGACACAUCACCGCUGAAUGAUAAUACACUCCUCUCCGUGGUUUUUUUAUCACAGUCGACGACGAGAGUUACCCCAAACAGGUUUCUCUUUAUCGCGGCAGUAGCGAGCCGGCGCAUUUGGAUCCUCUCGGUCUUGGCCCAGUCAACUCACGACCUCACGAGUAACUGCACAAUAUGGGACUUCUCUCCGAAGGAAGUCCACUUACGUGGCCGCAGACUAAGGCCUUAGCCGACCACGUGCGGAAACACGGGAUCACCCAGUUCAUUAAUUUGUUUAACAGGGUUCAGGACAGAAAAGGUGACAUCCUUAAGUGGGGAGACGAGGUUGAAUACAUAAUUGUCAAACUUGAUCAUGAGAAUAAAACAGCGAAAGUGAGUCUUCGGGCUCAUGAGAUUUUAGCUAUUUUGAGAGAAAAAGAAGAGAAAGAUCCUGAUGCGGUUAGGUCUCUUUGGCGCCCUGAGUAUGGAGCUUACAUGGUUGAAGGGACUCCUGGCAAGCCCUACGGAGGGCUUUUGGCGCAUUUCAAUGUUGUCGAGGCCAACAUGCGCUACAGACGAGAAGAGGCUGCAGCCCUUUUGCAACCUGGAGAAGUCCUCAUGUCGAUUACAAGUUUUCCAAGGCUCGGCUGCCCUGGAUUCACCGAUCCAUUCCAUAAACCAACACCGACAGAGGGAUCAAGUCAAUCACUCUUUCUGCCAGACGACGUCAUCUUUCCUGGUCAUCCACGCUUUAAAACAUUGACGAGAAACAUCCGCGAGAGGCGUGGUGAGAAAGUGGCCAUCAAUUUGCCCGUUUUCAAGGAUAAGAACACGCCGAGCCCGUACGUUGAGGAUUUGUCUCAAUACGGGGAUGACGGUACUUCGCAAAGCGCAGCUUUGCCUGAUCACGUUUACUUGGAUGCCAUGGGAUUUGGAAUGGGCUGUUGUUGCCUUCAGGUCACAUUCCAGGCGUGCAACAUCAAUGAGGCCAGGACCUUGUAUGAUCAACUCACUCCCCUCUGUCCUAUUCUGCUGGCUUUGACUGCGGCAUCUCCAGUCCAUCGCGGAAUGCUGACUGAUGUUGACUGCCGAUGGAAUGUCAUUUCUGGAUCGGUUGACUGCAGGACGCGCCAAGAAAGGGGAUUGGAGCCCAUUCCUACAGGGUCGGGCGUCAGGAGAAUUGCAAAGUCACGCUAUGACUCAAUUGACUCCUAUCUCUCACGUGAUGGUGAAAAAUACAACGACGUGCCGCUGGUGAUGGACGAGAAUGCCUACAAACAAAUGAUUGAUGCCGGUAUUGACCCCCUUUUGGCCCAGCACAUUGCCCACUUGUUUAUCAGGGACUCUGUGUCGCUAUUCAGUGAAAAAGUUGAUCAAGACGAUGAGCAUGACACUGACCAUUUUGAGAAUAUUCAAAGCACUAACUGGCAGACGAUGAGGUUCAAACCUCCGCCUCCUUAUUCGCCAAUCGGAUGGCGCGUCGAGUUCAGGCCUUGCGAGGCGCAGCUCACAGAUUUUGAGAAUGCCGCGAUUGUUUGUUUCGUCGUUCUGCUGACAAGGACAAUAUUGUCCUUCAAACUCAAUAUGCUAAUCCCUAUCAGCAAGGUUGACGAAAACAUGCAGAAUGCCCAAUUAAGAGAUGCCGCAAAGACGCAGAAGUUCUGGUUCCGCAAGAAUAUUACCACAGGUGACUCGCCCAGCUGCUGUCAGUCGCCGACCAAUUGCAAACCCGAUGGCGAAUAUACUCAGAUGACCCUGGACGAAAUCAUCAACGGAAAGGAGGGCGAAUUCCCCGGCCUCAUUCCGCUUGUUCACAAUUACCUGUCCAACAUGGACGUUGACGCAGACUCGCACUGCACCAUCCAGCAGUAUUUGAAUUUGAUCCAAAAGAGGGCGGCUGGAAAACUUUUGACCACUGCUUGUUGGAUCAGGAAUCAAGUCGUCAGUCACCCGGAAUACAAGUUUGACUCUGUGGUUUCUGACCACAUAAACUACGACUUGCUGAAGACAAUGCAGGAAAUCCAAGCGGGAAUACGGCCAUGCCCCGAGCUGCUGGGACAGAAUAUAAUUACCAAAACUAGGGACCAAGUGCCUGAAACUUUGGUUAAGGCUGAGAGGUGUUGAUGGGGAUGCACUAAAAACUCUUCUGUAGUAUUGAGAAAAAAAUUAAAGGUGCUUCACUAUUUUUAGCACAAAUCAAUUCGGGUUGUGCUGCAAAACUUAUAUUCACACUGCAUUAGAGCCCAUGUGAUUAUAUUUUAACAUUUUUAUUGAUUGAGGCCAUGUAGCUCUGAUUGUACUUAUGAAAAACUGUAUUUUUAGCCUUCCAUGGUACCCAUGGUUUCUCGUCCACCUGAAUCUUGUCAGGUGGGAGUGUAUAUUGAUUUGAUAUUAAUUUUCAUCUAAUAUAUUACUUAGUUAACAUUCCAACUUUGGAUGAAUGUGUUUACAUUUUACCAGAAGAUAUUUAACAAUUUUUAUCUGGUGUUUGAAGAGGCAUUUAGAAGAGUUCACGUGUUGCGUGCACGCAAGCUGCGUGCUGUUGUGUUUAAACAUUGAAAGAUUUAUUCUUACUGAUGUAUUAGUUUCAGGUUUAUACCAAUUUAUUGAUAAAUACUAUGCAGUAAACACA
Cloeon dipterum is the source of this 2748-nucleotide messenger RNA. It is a transcript of the gene Gclc, whose product is annotated as glutamate--cysteine ligase. The transcript is spliced from 12 exons. Lineage: Eukaryota; Metazoa; Arthropoda; Insecta; Ephemeroptera; Baetidae. The coding region runs from base 312 to 2240 and encodes 642 amino acids. Gene Ontology annotation, cellular component: glutamate-cysteine ligase complex. Gene Ontology annotation, molecular function: glutamate-cysteine ligase activity. Gene Ontology annotation, biological process: glutathione biosynthetic process. The record is from RefSeq and is a predicted model, not a curated record.